Messenger RNA from Durusdinium trenchii, 1353 nucleotides. The record is from the annotation of a GenBank genome assembly. NCBI's taxonomy places the organism in Eukaryota, Dinophyceae, Suessiales, Symbiodiniaceae.
AUGGUUCAUCCAGAAGUGCAUCCAAUACAUCAUGGCGUCCAGAUCGAGUUCGUGCACAUGUUGGACACCUUGGAGUCCGACACGGCGAAGCCCUUCAUCAUCCCGAUCGUCGGCCUCGUCAUAGGUAUUUUCAUGAUGAACCUCAACAGAUGCAUGGAUAUGGAGCAUGGACAGAGCGUGAGCACCGUGGGGAAAUUGGUCCUCUACUUUGGUGCUCAGUCCUUUAUGAACAUCUUCAUGGGUUGGGUCUUCCGCACGCAUGUGACGCUGCCACAGGGCUACCAGCUGCCGAACGGUGAGACGUUGAUGGAGGACCUCCACGGUUGCCCGGUGGGCUUUGCUUUGACAGCGAUGCAGCAGGUGAUCUCCUUCCUGUGCUUCAUCGUGGUGUUUCUUGACCGUGCCAGGAUUGAGACCAAGAAGAUCAGCAGCUGCAACGAGGUCAUCAGCAUUUGCAUCUUCGGAAGUGUCUUUGCACUGAACAUCGCCUUGAACAACUUCAGCUUGGGGUACAUCAGCAUUGCAGUGAACCUGAUUAUCCGUUCUUGCCUCCCCUUGACGACCUUCAUGUCUCAACAAGGGCUUGCGAUGUUCGGGCUUUAUCCUCCCAAGCCCUGCCGGGCCAUGGAGAUUGGCUUGAUGACCUUGGGCGUCUUCUUCGCGGCGCUCUUCACCGUGGCCAAGAUCAUGGGUUCCGCAGAGCAUGGCCAUUCGUCCUCGAACAUGGUCUUGGGCGUGGUGAUUUGCAUUUUGUCCCUGCUGUGUGGAUCCCUCAACUUGGCGCUGGCUGGUGUUUUGGGUGAGAUGAAGAUGAGCGUCUACGACACGGUGGCCUACAUGUCGGUGCCAGCGACGGUGUUCCUCUUGCCCUUCGCCAUGUUUCUCAACAAGCCGCUUCCGGGGCAGUGGCCAAAGGUCUUCGACACGCCUGACGCCACGGACUGGCAGAUCUUGCAACAGGUGAUGCACAUUGCUCCGGGGACCUUCGCCCUCUUCGCGCUCAGCGGUGUGUUUUUGGGGUACAACAUCGUGCAGUUCAGCAUCGUGCAUACCCUCUCCCCGUCGGCAACCGCCUUCGGAGGGAACUUCAACAAGGCUGCGCUGGUCUUGUUGACCUUGACCUUGCCUUUCCUGCAGGUCCAUGCACUUCCCGGCAGCCCUUAUAUCGAGGUCAUUUGGUUCGCCGUCAUUGGCAACGUCCUUGCCUUUAGCGCCUACAGCUACCUCCAAAUCCUGGAGAAGGAGAAAGCCAAGACAGCGGCCUUGCCCGAGGAGAAGGUCGGCUUCACCUCCGAGGCCGAAGAGGAUUGGGACUCCGACUCCACCGAGGAGUCGGCGAUUUGUGGCGCUUGA